CCACCCCCGUGUCCCCCCGGCCCCUUCUCCACGAUGGAUGAGGAGCACCUGCACGACGAGCUGCGCGUUUUUAAAGACAGAAGCUUCUUCCAGCUGAAGCUGCGCUCCUUCUUCACCGUGUACCUGCUGCUGGCGCUCUCCUUCCUGCUCAUCACCGUCCUCUUUGCUGUGUCCAUCUCCAAAGUGUCAGCCGUUUCUUCUCAACUCCACAAGGUGCACCUGGAGCAGAAAACAAAUUAUUCCAGCACGGAUUACCUGUUGUUUCCCUGUGGUCCCGGAUCCCGAGAGUGGGAAUACUUCGACAAGAAGUGCUACUACUUCUCCCUGGGAAGGACGACCUGGCACAAGGCGAAGGCCGCGUGUGAGGAGAUGCACUCGCACCUGGCCAUCAUCGACAGCUAYGCCAAGCAGAGCUUUGUCAUGUUCAGGACGAGGAACGAGCGCUUCUGGAUCGGGCUCACGGAUGAGAACUCCGAAGGGGAGUGGGAAUGGAUCGACGGCACCGACUACAAAAGCACAUUCACGUUCUGGAAGGAAGGGGAGCCCAACGACAGCAGCAACGAGGACUGCGCCCACCUCUGGGGCCUCGGCCAGUGGAACGAUGUCUACUGCAGCUACGAGUGCUACUACAUCUGCGAGAAGCCCGUGCCCGCCUAAUUUAUGCCCCCGGAGCUUCCCUUUGCUGCUGCUCCCUCCCAGGUCCCGCUGGCAUCCGCGCCGCCAGGAGCAAGGACG
Nothoprocta perdicaria is the source of this 735-nucleotide messenger RNA. Its product is annotated as hepatic lectin-like. NCBI's taxonomy places the organism in Eukaryota, Metazoa, Chordata, Aves, Tinamiformes, Tinamidae. Bases 34 to 657 code for a protein of 207 amino acids. The transcript has 6 exons. The record is from RefSeq and is a predicted model, not a curated record.